AGGAAGUGGUGAAAACAGAACAAGUGAGUGUCCAUCCUGAUAUUCCUUCAAAGAAGUAUUGAGUAAGCGUUUCCAAAGCCUGAUGAAUGUCCACCCAGUGUCUUUGGGCUGAAUGUCAAGACACAGAGAGGAGUCUGUGAGCCUGUGUGUGCUCCUUGGAUCACUUUCCAUGAUUCACAAAGGAUAUCCCACGCUGCCUCCCUCCCAGCAUUGUUUCCCCGGCCAACUCUUGCUCCCAGUCCUGCUCCAUUCCCGCCCUUCUUUCAUACAGUUUCCUGCCAAUAAUGUUCAAUCCCGCGUUUGACAAAGCUGGAUGACUCUUCUAGCGCUAAAUAUGGACACUGGGUGGGUGAACUAAUCCCAGGAUGAUUUUAAAGGCGAGUCAAGACGGACUAGGGUGAGUGAAAACACAAACAAGCUGAUUUUGAGGGAAAGAUCUUUUCAAGUCAUCGCAGCACUAUCGAUAUUCAUGUGAGUCAGGGGGCCGCAGACAUCUCGAUGGACAUAGACCGCCUGAACAGGAAUGCGCCAGAGAGUGGCUCACAAGCCCGCCAGGUGUUAAAGAGCACUCCACUGGAUGUGAUCGAGACUGGAAAGGGAUUGAAGUUCCAGGCUGAGCGCCCUCAUCUCGUCAGCCUAGGUAGUGGACGUCUGAGUGUUGCCAUUACUCUGCUGCCUCUGCCUGAGGGCCGUACAACUAUAGGUCAUGGUCCGAUGGACAUCAACAUCCAAGGCCCGGGGGUGGAAGCUCAACAUUGCUUCAUAGAAAAUAGGUCAGGGGUCAUCUUGUUACAUCCCUGCGGGAAUCUAUGCGCUGUUGAUGGACUCCAAGUGACACAACCUAUCCGCUUGUCCCAAGGCUGUAUGCUGUGUUUUGGUCAGUCAGCCUUUUUUCGCUUCAACCACCCUGAAGAAGCCUUGAGGAUGAAGAGCAUGAUGCCCCCAGGAGGCAACGUCUCCACAGGGGACUACAGGCCAUGUGCAGGCACGGAGAACCUGGUGAAUGGGAAUCAUCAGGCCAGUCCAACGCAGUCUUCCCAAGAAACGAGUGAGAGAGUCCAAUCUGAGCACAGUGCAAUUGUAAGCUCUAUUGAGAAGGACCUCCAGGACAUCAUGGACUCCUUAGUCAUGGAUGACCUGGAACCUUGCUCCUCUGAAGACAAAAAGCCUCCUGGGGACCAACCAGUUACUCAUUCCCCCCUGUUACCCAUGGUCAAUGGUGGGAGCAGGUAUUUGCUAUCCCCUCCUACGAGUCCUGGGGCCAUGUCCAUGGGAUCCAGCUAUGACAAUACAUCUCCACCCUUUUCUCCUCUCUCAUCCCCUUCAGCAGCUAGCAGCGGUAGCUUUACUAGUCCAUCUCCUGGUGGAGCACCCCAGGACCACAUUUCUUCUCUGCCACCAGUGCCUGCACGCUCCUCGAGCUACAACUUCACCAGCCAUUCACAACUUGUAUCCCAGCCAGGGGCCAACCUACCUAACUUUAAUGGUGGUGGCGUAGGUCAGAAGGUACAAGAAAGCCCCAGACUACAAAGGAAAGCCUUAGGGGAGGCGCCACUAAGUCCUAAACCUAAUAUAGUAUGCCAAGAUGCGUCAGAGAUUCGCAGACAGACCCCACUUUUGUCUUCGAAUGAAUCUCUCAGUAGCAGAACUAUUGUGCCAAGUAGCCCUGGUUUCAAUCCCAAAUUCCCAACGUGUUCCUCCAUGUCCGCUGGUAUGAGGACCAAGACAGCCACAGUGCUUCAUGAAAGGCCUGCCAGCCCUUUUAAGGGGCAGACCACCUUAGCCGAUCGCUCCAUCAACUCAAGCCCACCCAGGCAUCUUUCCCAACCUACUAAGGCCUAUCAGCCGCCCCUCGAUCCUGUUGUCCAUAUCAUUCAACGCUCACCGUGCCAGCAGCCUCCAGAAAGCCCUCGCAUGCUUAGGCGAAACAUAGAAGUGAAUGGUGAACGAGGUAAUAUCAGAGAACUUCCACCUCUAAGUCCUUCCAUUGCUCGAAGAGGCAUCCCAGUACUCCCGGGUGCACUUGCAGGAACAGUACCAAGUACAACCUUAAAGACACCCGAUAGCACCACAGGUUUGGGUACGCUAGUAUCAGGGAGUCCCAGGCUUCAUCAUAAGACUGGAACUACAACUGCGGAUUCCACUGGCAGUUGGGGAAUGCGAGCUCGUAGUCCUUCACCCACAUCUGUGAUGAUGGAGAGUGGCAUAGGAAUUCGAAAGGCCAGCUUUGGCAAUUCGCUUUCAUCUGCAUACAGUCUUGGGUCGCUGCCUGGCUCAUCACCCGUUUCCAGUCCCAGAAACAACAGAAAGAUAUCAACAGGGCGACCAGGGAUGAGGGAGCGGAAGAACAGCAUCUCAGAAAUCAGUGACAAUGAGGAUGAGCUCUUGGAAUACCAUCGACGACAGAGGGAGGAGCGACUUCGAGAGCAGGAAAUGGAGAGACUGGAGAGACAGCGACUGGAGACAAUCCUAAAUCUCUGUGCUGAGUACAACAAAGGAGAGUGCAACAGCUCGGACCCACUCAGCUUUGGGAAGACAAGUUUCCUAGGGGAGUUUUCAGAUGGCUCAGUGCAGGGUGCCUCCGUCAACAGCGUCCUUGGAGGAACAUCGACCUCAGCCCCUUUGCGUCUGGCACAGAGACAAAAGGAGAGCGAUGAGGAAAACCUGAAGGAGGAGUGUAGUAGUACAGAGAGCACUCAUCAGGAGGUGAGGACAUCUCUGGCUCCGUGCACAGCAUCAGACCUACUCAAUGGAGACAAACAGCAUGAGGAUGUGGUCAGUUCAGAUCGAAUGGAGCUUGGUUACCUGGAGGAAGAGAGAGUACGUGUACUGUCACGGCUUGAUGAACUCAAAACUCGGCUGACGGAGCUGGAGCAACAAUACCAAGAGUCCAAACAAGAGGCGGAAAUGGAGUGUGCCUUGCUGCAGGGAGAGAGGCAGGCAGAACUCGACCAGAUGGAGGCAGAGACGGACAUCAUUAGUCAGCUGCAGUGCAAGCUAGAUGAGCUGGAAAUUGCCAUUCAGCGAGAGAAAGACAAGGAGAGGGCUAAUGUUGAGGCUGAGCGUCAGGCCCUGCGGACUCUCCAGGAGGGCCAUGCUGAGCUGAAGAACCAGCUGCAUAACUGUCCCGAGUCCCUGCGCGAACAGUUACAGGAACAGUUCAAAAGGGAUGGAGAAGCUCUGGAAGCAGGAAGCAAGAAAUUUGAGGAUCUGGAGUUUCAACAACUUGAGAGGGAAAGCAGCUUGGAGGAGGAAAGGGAGACAAUGAGCCAGCAGUUGCUGCAGGAGAGAGCAGAGUACCAUAGGACCGUGGCCAAAAGGAAGGAGAAAGUGACUGCUUUGGAGAACCAAGCCAACCAGUUGGGCCUCCAGGCAUCUCAGGAAUGUGAGCGUCUUGCCAAAGACAGGACCAUCAUGCUGCAAAUGCUCCAAAAGGAGAAGGAGAGGCUAUCUGCUUUGGAACAGAGGUACCACAGUUUAACUGGAGGAAAGAGCUUUCCCAAGUCCCCUACAGCCAUGAGAGAAGAGUAUGUGACAGUGAGCCAUUUGAGUCAGAUGUAUGGGAUGCCCAAGGUGGAGUCCUCUCCCACCUCUCCACUUUGCCAUCCCCUGCAGUCUGAAGCUGUAGAUACAACCUUCUCCUGCUCCCCCUCUUCUCCCAACAUCUCCUGGUCUUUCCCUGUGGAGUCUGAGGGCAUCAGGCCUCCACUGCCCAAACUAGAUUUAGAACAGUGGUACCAGGAGCUUUUGGCGGGUUCCAGCCAGCUCUGGUCUCCCCCUCUGCCAGUCAAGUCGCUGUCAGGCCGCAGGCCCGCACUGCAGGUGUUCCGCUCCAAGCUUGAAAGUGAUCCAGAGCAAUCUCCUCACAUCGCAAAUUCUGGGUCUGCUCUGCAGCAAGGAGCUGCAACAUUGGGCCGCAACACAAGCUCCAAGAGCCCGCUUCUAACUCCUAAAAACACGAGCAGCCUGCCCAGGAACCUGGCUGCCACCCUCCAGAGCAUCGAGACCAAGAGACAACUCGCACUGCAGCAAAAAGAACCUCCGGCCUCCAGUCAGCCACCCACAGAGGGAAGAUCAGCAGGUCAGCAGGUAAUUGAAGAGCAGCGACGUCGUCUGGCUGAGCUCAAGCAGAGAGCAGCAGAAGAGGCUCAGUGCCAGUGGGAGGCCCUCCAUGGCUUGCAGCCUCACCUCAUCACCUCCGCGACCCCCUACUCCCCAGCAGUGACCUACAGCCCUACAUUGAGUCACAGAUCUGCAGGCGCCCCUCCUCUGGUCCAGCACUCCAUCCUACACCACCAUCCAGCAUCAGCCGGAGAGCAGCCCUAUGACACACUGAGCCUGGAGAGCUCAGACAGUAUGGACACCAGUGUGUCCACAGGCAACAACUCCACCUGCUCGCCAGAUAAUUUGUCCAGUGUUGGAGGAACGGACGCGAUGAAGAUGGAAGAGAUGGAGAAAAUGCUGAAGGAGGCACAGAUGGAGAAAGCCAGACUUAUUGAGUUUCGGGAACAGGAGAGCUUCGCUCGCCAUCAAAUGUUGGAAGAAGAGCGGAGAAGGAGGGAAGAAGCAGAGAAAAGACUGCAGGAUGAAACUGUCCACCGACAGCAGCUGGUGGAGAAGGAAGUGAAGUUGAGGGCCAAGAACUUCUCCCAGGCACGUCCUAUGACACGCUACCUCCCGAUUAGGAAGGAGGAGUUUGACCUUCGUGCGCACAUUGAGACAUCAGGCCACAGCGUGGACACUUGCUACCACAUCAUCGUGACUGAGAAGAUGUGCAAGGGCUACUUGGUCAAGAUGGGAGGCAAGAUCAAGUCGUGGAAGAAACGCUGGUUUGUCUUCGACCGCCUCAAAAGGACCUUCUCGUACUAUGUCGACAAACACGAGACCAAGCUGAAGGGUGUGAUAUACUUCCAGGCUAUCGAAGAGGUUUAUUACGAUCACCUCCGCAGCGCCACCAAGAGGAGCUUUUUCAACUUGAAUCUGACGAGUAGCCCAAAUCCCGCCUUGACGUUUUGCGUGAAGACCCACGACCGCCUCUAUUACAUGGUGGCGCCCUCAGCAGAGGCCAUGAGGAUCUGGAUGGACGUGAUAGUCACGGGAGCAGAGGGGUACACUCAAUUCCUUAACUGACGACGCACGUAGCGACAGGUUUAUUUUCGGCAGGGACUCUGAAGACACUCCCCACUCCCCACAUUUGUAGUCCGCAGUUUAGUUGCGUGUUUUCUUUUUUUAAAAUCACACGAUGUCACGGUGUCUUCAAUGCCACUCAUUGAAAAAGGGAGCUCCUGGUGUACACACUUACACACACACACACAUUUACACACUUCUGUAUAUAAACCAAAAUGUACACCUUUCAAAGACUUUAGAAAGCUUUUCUAUAUUGCCAAAUGGAGAUCUUUUGUAUACUUUUUUUUUAACUCGGUUUAAAAGCUUGCCAAAUGUCAACAACCUCUGUAUUUAUUGGAGCUGCCGUAUACACAGCGAAAAGGUACACUUGUUAAGCAAAAGCUCUGCAUCCUCCUCCUUAUUUUGCUCAUGUGCUGCUCCAUCAAACAGCUUUGAAGGCCUGCUCCUGAUCACACACAACAUUGACAAAGGUUGCAUGUUAUGUUUCGGGUCAGUUUCCAGUUACACUAUUUGGAGUCAUUCCAGCUCAGGGCCUCAUUCAGUAGUACAAUUUGACUCAUAUGGACUGUCUUUCGACCCUUACGGUACUGAUAAAAGUCUUUUGGUGUAGUUAAAUGAUAUUUUUGAAAUUCAAGGUACACAUAUUUUGCUUCUGGAUUAGAGGGACCUAUUGGCUCUUGUAAAACUCACUCGCUAUUAAGUUCCAUAAAUUGUAUCAACCUCAACCCAAAAACAAUUUUGAGUCUCAGCUCGGAGUGACUGAAAGUGUUUUGUCAGCAUCUUCUGGCUUACCGAAUGCUUUACAUGGCAAAGCUAAUACGUAUCAUUGGUUGCAUUCGCUGGACACUUAAGUACUUAAGUUGAAUUCCACUCUGAUAACUGUGCACCGAAUAUUAAAACAGGUGGUGUUCCUUACCCUUCAGAUUAAGUAUGUAUUAAAACAUGCUUCUAAAAUAAAAUGUGUGAAGAAAAAAAACAGCUCACACCCCAACAUACAGGUAUACUGUAUGUCAGCAGUACAGCCCUCAGUUGACUCAUGGAUAGGAAUGUGCAGCUGUGUCAUGUCAUCAUGUUGCCAUUAUUAUUAUUUUUUUAAAUAAAUGAAUGUUGCAGGCCUUUAACUAAGGUAACACCACCGUUCGUAAGCCAGCAGUCUCAGAAGGCGGAAAGCAAACCAUUUUGCAGAUGCCAGAGAUAGCCGAUAUCAAACAAAUCAAAUCUUGACCCCCAAAAAAAGAUUUUCAUCACUAUUUUUUUUCUUCGACAAUUUAAACAGUGUGAAUGCACGACUAAAAUUUUGUUUAUUAAAAAAAACAAAAAACACUGGACAAAAAAAAAUUGCCAGUGUGCCCAUUUUGAUGAUCCGAACCCUUUCAAGCACCCUGGAGCCUGAUAACAUGAAAAUCUGUCCAUUGUAGUAACCGCUGUCCCUGAAAGGGUUAAUAAUGUUUUUCUAUACUAACAUCUGUGGGUAUACUGAAUCUGUCUAUAUAUACUGACAUAAAAUUCAAAAGUGUGCCUUUAUCAAACAACUGCAUGCACAUCCAGGAUAUAGGCACAAGCCAAAUGGUUGUAAAGUUGAAUAGUAGUUUACCUCACUUAAUGGUCUCAACUUUGAGUAGCUUUGGUUUCUGACUGGCUUUCAAGGAGGAUGGCAUACUUUACCGUGGCCAUCGAGGUUCAUGCAAAAAUGUGCUAUUAACCGUCCCGAAAAUCCAAACAAAUGAUGUAUGUUUUGGAAUUAUAAUUGACCGCAUCAGUCAUUUCCCAUUCAGCAGCACGAAUUCAUUGCACCAUUGGUGCCAGUGUAAAUUUCCACAGUGAUUGUGAAUUUGAGUCAGCAGAUCUGUCGUGAAUGUACCGUUUUGUAACAAGCACGGGAGGAGGAUCUGGAACUGCGUGGUUGAGUGGGUUAGUCGAAAUAAUUUAAGGUUUUUGUGCCUCAGAUAGUGACCUUUACCUCUUCAAAAUAUUCUAAAGACCUUAAUAUAUAUGAUGUCAUCCUUGCCUUUACUCUUCCUGCACACUUGGCGUGUGCAAACCAAAUUUGACAAUGGCAAGGCUGUGAAAUCCUUUCAGUUGAUAUGCUGAUGUUGUCGAUCUUGAAUCAAAGUAAAGAUAUACUGUAUAUAUAUAAAAAAGAAGCCUGGAUGGUAGUAUAUGAUCGAAAUGAAACACUACAAUAUCAUUUUGUUCUUUAUUGUUGUCCAUUUUAUUUCAUGACUGUUACAUUUCAGAUUGUAUGGUACUGCCGUGAUGAGUUGUAUCUUCAUUAAAAACACACACCCCAUAGCCCCACACCCCCACACACAUACCACUUUUUUUUAUUAUUAUUGUUUUUCCUGCAGUUAUUGGUCCCUUGUAAUGUAUCAUCUUCCACUUUGAGUUGAAAAACAUGGAUUUGUCAAUCCUAUUAAACCAGUUACAGAG
Hippocampus zosterae (dwarf seahorse) is the source of this 7557-nucleotide messenger RNA. RefSeq names its product pleckstrin homology-like domain, family B, member 1b (gene phldb1b). Gene Ontology annotation, cellular component: basal cortex. NCBI's taxonomy places the organism in Eukaryota, Metazoa, Chordata, Actinopteri, Syngnathiformes, Syngnathidae. Gene Ontology annotation, biological process: regulation of microtubule cytoskeleton organization. The record is from RefSeq and is a predicted model, not a curated record. The transcript is spliced from 25 exons. Gene Ontology annotation, molecular function: protein binding. Bases 499 to 5130 code for a protein of 1543 amino acids.